GACCAUUUGAAGGUUGUUUCAGCUUGAAGCACACAUUGUUCAAUGCUGUGAGGAGCUUAUGGGCUUUGUGACGCCAGACGUGGUCUGAUUUCUACACCGCAAGAGAUUGAAAAGACCCUGUUACCAACAUGAGCACCCAAAGAGAAGACCAGAUCAUUGACACCUACUACACCUCUGUUCACACACUGGGCAGGAAAAAGGGAAAGGAAGGAAAGCAGCUCCGCUACAUGCAAAAAGAUGGCCGGUUCCUAGUGGCAUUCCAGAAGCCCCCUGGAGACUGGGGACCAUAUCUGAUAGACAUCUUCACCACCCUCAUAGAGAUUCGCUGGAGGAUGAUGCUCCUUGUCUUUUCCCUUUCUUACAUUCUCUCCUGGAUCUUCUUCGGUCUCUGUUAUUGGCUCAUUGCCUACAUACAUGGUGACACUCAGAGUGUAGAUAACAAUCCUUGCGUGGAAAACGUGCGUGGCUUUACUGGAGCAUUCCUGUUCUCAAUGGAGACCCAAGCAACCAUUGGUUAUGGCAACAGGGGGAUGACUGAAAACUGUAUCGGGGCUAUUAUUGUGGUUACUAUCCAUGAUGUGUUUAGCUGCCUUCUCGACACCAUUGUCAUUGGCAUUGUCGUGGCCAAAAUGGCUUCUGCCCGAAAGAGGGCACAGACAGUGGGUUUCAGCAGUUGCGCAGUGGUCAACCUGCGGAAUAGGGUUCUGUGUCUGUCCUGGCGCCUCGGAGACUUUCGAGGUAAUCACAUCCUUGACGGGGAGAUCAGAGCUCAUCUUGUCCGCUAUGUGAAACAAAAGAUGGGAUCUGUUGUGAUGUUGCACCAGGACUUGGACCUUGAGAACCCGCAUGUUGUCCUCGCCACUCCCACAACAAUCAUUCACAAACUAACACCAGGGAGUCCCCUUUACAGGAUGGGUCCAGACGACUUACAGGAGGAAAACUUUGAACUGGUGGUCUCCUUCACCUACAAUGGGGACUCCACAGGGAUGCUCCACCAGACACGCAUAUGCUACACUCCUGCAGACAUCCGCUGGGGGCAACGUUUCCAGAACAUACUGAAAGAGGGCAAGCGACACUACAAGGUGGACUAUGCUCUGUUCAAUGAGACCACCUGGGUUUCAGUUCCCAUGCUCUGUGCAGAGGCCUACGACAGACAGAGGAGACAUGCCAAUGAGGGCAAUUCAUUCUUACCAUCACUCACAGGGAAUGAACACAUCUACUGGGCUACCAUCGACAGCCCUGAAGAGGUGGUCGUGCAAACAUGUUUGUAAAGAACAAACAUGCAUGCACAUUAUUUAAAUGAUGAACUGUUCUAUUCACGGCACCCGAUUUGAAUGUCUUUGUAUAUACGUUUGCAUCCAAAGUUUUUAAUAUAUUGGUUUAUUCUUUGUAAACAAAAGGUUGUGUAUUUGACCACCAAAUGGAAGUUCAAUAAAGCUUCUGCUGUUUGCCA
Fundulus heteroclitus (mummichog) is the source of this 1453-nucleotide messenger RNA. Its product is annotated as inward rectifier potassium channel 16. The record is from RefSeq and is a predicted model, not a curated record. Gene Ontology annotation, biological process: potassium ion import across plasma membrane; regulation of monoatomic ion transmembrane transport. Gene Ontology annotation, cellular component: plasma membrane. The transcript has 2 exons. NCBI's taxonomy places the organism in Eukaryota, Metazoa, Chordata, Actinopteri, Cyprinodontiformes, Fundulidae. Gene Ontology annotation, molecular function: inward rectifier potassium channel activity. The coding region runs from base 129 to 1271 and encodes 380 amino acids.